Messenger RNA from Kockovaella imperatae, 267 nucleotides. Its product is annotated as ribosomal protein L34-domain-containing protein. The annotation marks the transcript as partial. NCBI's taxonomy places the organism in Eukaryota, Fungi, Basidiomycota, Tremellomycetes, Tremellales, Cuniculitremaceae. Gene Ontology annotation, molecular function: structural constituent of ribosome. The transcript has a single exon. The record is from RefSeq and is a predicted model, not a curated record. Gene Ontology annotation, cellular component: mitochondrial large ribosomal subunit; ribosome. Gene Ontology annotation, biological process: translation.
UCCACACUUCGAGCUUCUCUCAUCCCCCGUAUAACCUCGCUCCUCCGCCCAACACUCUCAUCACCUAUCCCCUCCGCCCUUUUACCACACAACUCCCCUCUCGACCUUGGACAAGUCCGAUUCGGAUCAAAAGGUGGAAACACGUAUCAGCCUUCACAGAGGAAACGGAAGCGCAAGCAUGGAUUCUUGAGCAGAAUCAAGACGGCAAAGGGGAGGAAAAUUCUCACGAGGAGGAUGGUGAAGGGCAGGAAGUUUUUGAGUCAUUGA